Messenger RNA from Hydra vulgaris (swiftwater hydra), 1610 nucleotides. The record is from RefSeq and is a predicted model, not a curated record. NCBI's taxonomy places the organism in Eukaryota, Metazoa, Cnidaria, Hydrozoa, Anthoathecata, Hydridae.
AUAACUUCCUUCGUUAGUCAAGCGCUAACAGAUACGGCUGUAUACAAAUAUUUUCUAAAAAUAGUGCAUUUUAAAAAAUUAUAAAUGGCAUAAGGCUAUCGUUAAUCUCUAUGCAUUUUUAAAUCUAGUUAAUACUGCUUACUACAAUAUGACAUAAUUAUGUGGAAGUGGCUAGGAGUUCAUGAUGUCAGUAAUAAUGAUCAAAAAGAGAAUACCAGUUCUGUGGAACAAAUAGAAUCAGAGGAACCUAGAAAUGAAACUGAAAAAAAGAAAGAAAAUAAAAUAAAAGACGUUGCAUCAAAUUUUGGAAGUUAUCUUUACACAUUUGCAGAUGCUGCUGCAAAAACAGCAGUUAAAUUGAAAGAAACGGUAGAUAGCAAGUUGGAAGAGGUUCGUCUUCAAAUGUAUUUUGCUACAUCUUUUACUGGUCUUACGAUUGUUGGAGAUUUUGUACGAGAAAAUGAAAAAUUUAUUCAGCAAAAUGAAGACCGUAGAAUAGGUGAUGCUGUUGCACCUUGGUGUGGAUACCAUGAAGAAGAAUUACUCAAAAGACAAAUUAUGGCUCUAUCUUCAGAUGAGCGGAACUUUUUGCGUGAUCCUCCAUCUGGUGUUGAGUAUUCAUUUGAAAUAAAUCACAUGAUGCCCACUGCUAUGGCUACAUUAAAGGAAGAUAAAGAACUUGAAUUGAUGCGUUUUAAGCUUGUUCCUAAAAGGAUAAAAGAAGAAAAGUUCUGGAGAAAUUACUUUUAUCGAGUCUCUUUAAUUAAACAGUCAACACAAUUAUCAACAUUGGCAGAUUUAGAGCUCAAAAAAUCUCCUCGUAGUUCUUCAUCUGAAUCUCUACAAAACAAAGUCUUACCAGUCAAAUGUGUGGACCAGGAACAAGAACAUGAUCAUGCGGAGUAUGAUUCUGCUAAUAGUCCAGUUAAUCAUGAAUUUCUUAGUGACAUUUAUGACGGUCACGAUGGCCAAUGUCUAAGUGAAGAAGAAAAAAGUCAAAUGUUAGGUGAUAUAAAAGAAGAUGUAAAAACUGAUGAUUGGGAUGUUGAAAAAGAAUUACAAGAAGAGCUUGAAAGUUUUGAACUUGUGAAUGAAAAAGGUGACCUAAAUGAUGAGGACAAUCAGCAAUGGGAGAAAGAGAUAGAGGAUAUGUUGCAAAUUGGUCAGUAAUCAAGUUGAUUGUAAUGUCAUUUAAUUCGAAAAGGUUGCAACAACAUUUUUUAAUAAUAUAAUUUUCUAUUCUCUCCAUAUUGUAAACAUCACUCUUAUUGUAAACAUCUCUCUUAUCGUAAACACUAUAUCCCACAAUGAAAGCAUUAUUUCCCAAAUAAUUUUAGCAUUGGGUGUGUUGUAGAAGCAGUGCAUAUAAAUAAAAAUUUGUUUGUUAUCUUUUAAAAUUUUGUUGAUUAAGAAUUUUUAAAAAUUUUAAUGAAAUUUUUUUUUCGUUAUUUUAUAUGUUUAGUUUUGAAUAAUCUGUUUUUUUAAAACAAUUCUCAAAGAAUCGUUAAUGGUGUUAUUGCUAAAACGUAUAUCUUGUUUGUAGAUGGGUUAUUUCAUGUGUAAAUUGGUUUUUUGGUUUGUAAAUAUUAGAAAUAUAGUAAUCUUAAAUA